Gymnodraco acuticeps is the source of this 3417-nucleotide messenger RNA. Its product is annotated as serine/threonine-protein kinase PAK 2-like. Gene Ontology annotation, cellular component: cytoplasm. Lineage: Eukaryota; Metazoa; Chordata; Actinopteri; Perciformes; Bathydraconidae. Gene Ontology annotation, molecular function: ATP binding; protein serine/threonine kinase activity. Gene Ontology annotation, biological process: regulation of MAPK cascade; intracellular signal transduction; protein phosphorylation. The record is from RefSeq and is a predicted model, not a curated record. The transcript is spliced from 14 exons. The coding region runs from base 25 to 1578 and encodes 517 amino acids.
GUGUGCAGGUGUACGUGUGUGUAGAUGUGUGACAGCGGAGUGUGUGAGGACAAGCCCCCCGCCCCCCCUGUCAGGAUGAGCAGCCAAGGAGGAGCCAAGGACCCGCAGUCGGCCAAUCACAACUCUCGCCCACUGCCGUCUGUACCGGAGGAGAAGAAGUCCAGAAACAAGAUCAUCUCCAUGUUUGCCUCUGAGAAAGGAGGCAGGAAGAAGGACCGCGACAAGGACAGACCCGAGAUCUCCUCGCCCUCAGACUUUGAACACACCAUCCAUGUGGGCUUCGAUUCGGUCACUGGAGAGUUCACUGGCAUGCCGGAGCAGUGGGCCCGUCUCCUCCACACCUCCAACAUCAGCAAAUCAGAACAGAAACAAAAUCCUCAGGCUGUCCUCGACAUUCUCAAGUUUUACGACUCCACCAGUGGAAAACAGAAAUACCUCAGUUUCUCCGCCUCGGAUAAAGACUCGCAGUCGUCAGGAAAGCAAGGUACAGCCACCUCCAAAUCAGGGGGAAAGGAUGGAGACGACGAUGACGAAGACGACUCGCCUCCUCCAAUCGUGGCCCCGCGGCCAGAACACACAAAAUCAGUGUACACGAGGUCGGUGAUUGACCCGAUCCCCGCUCCAGAAACGGACGGCGCCGCUAAGGGGGCCGACCGUCAGAAGAAGAAGCCGGGAGGCAAGAUGACUGACGAGGAGAUCAUGGAGAAACUUAGAACUAUUGUCAGCAUUGGAGAUCCUAAGAAGAAGUACACUCGCUAUGAGAAGAUCGGCCAGGGAGCAUCUGGCACAGUUUACACAGCCAUAGAUGUUGCCACAGGACAAGAGGUGGCCAUCAAACAGAUCAACUUGCAGAAGCAGCCGAAGAAAGAGCUGAUAAUCAAUGAGAUCCUGGUCAUGAAGGAGAUGAAGAACCCCAACAUUGUCAACUUUGUAGAUAGUUUCCUCGUAGCAGACGACCUCUACGUGGUGAUGGAGUACCUGGCGGGUGGUUCUCUAACUGACGUGGUGACAGAAACCUGCAUGGACGAGCCUCAGAUCGCGGCUGUGUGCAGAGAGGUCCUCCAGGCUCUGGAGUUUCUCCAUGCCAACCAGGUCAUCCACAGAGACAUCAAGAGUGACAACGUCCUGCUGGGGAUGGACGGAUCAGUGAAACUCACUGACUUCGGCUUCUGCGCCCAGAUCACCCCCGAGCAGAGCAAGCGCAGCACCAUGGUGGGCACCCCGUACUGGAUGGCUCCGGAGGUGGUGACCAGGAAAGCCUACGGGCCCAAAGUGGACAUCUGGUCUCUGGGAAUCAUGGCCAUAGAGAUGGUGGAGGGAGAGCCUCCAUAUCUGAACGAGAACCCUCUCAGGGCUUUGUAUUUAAUCGCCACCAAUGGGACUCCGGAGCUUCAGAGUCCAGAGAAGCUGUCUCCCGUCUUCAGGUCCUUCCUGUCCCGCUGUCUGGAGAUGGACGUGGAGAAACGAGGGUCAGGCCGAGAACUCCUGCAGCACCCAUUCCUGAAGCUGGCCAAGCCUCUGUCCAGCCUCACCCCGCUCAUCCUGGCAGCCAAGGAGGCCAUGAGGAGCAACCGCUAACUGUCUGCACGGACUUUAAGAUGCCACUGACAGGGAAAUCCUCCAGCCUCUCCUACUGGUCGACGCAUGACGACCAUCGGCAAACUGCUAGUGUUAUAAUUGUUUUUCAAAGGGGUCACAAAACGCCUAUCCACUUUCUUCCAGUGUUUUCUUACCUUUGGUGCCUUGUUCUAAAGCUGCAUAAAGCCAUGAUGUGUUUUCCAUGUGCUGCAGCCAGAGUAUGUUUAUUUGGUGGGUUUUACUCUGGUUACUACAGUAUGCAAUCCAGGAAUGUGGUUUCAAUGUUGCAAAGGUUCAAGACUCUUUACAGGCUAAUGGGCCAUAUUCAUAUACACUAGGAGUCCUCGGAGAAGACGCUUUAAAAAAGAGUUUUCUCAAAAUAACAACCUGCUGCUGAGAGCUAAAGAAGAAACUGGGUAUGGCCUUUUCCUAUAAGACAUAUGGAUUAAUACGUCCACUCGUUUCUCUACAGUGAUUGGUUGACAGGUCUGUCAGUGAACAAAAUCAGGCAAAGACAUUUCUAUUUCUUCAGGGCUGCAAACUAAACAUCCUCAAAUAGUGGCAUGUUGUGCAAAGCAUCGUCUGUUAGUGAGUGGGGCUUUUUCAUUCUUGUGUUUUUGGCCCAUCAGGUUAUGACUUGUGAGCGAGAUCUCGUGCUGAUUUGCCCUCUGAGUUUCUUGUUGGGGUCUUAGAAUGUGCCGUUAUUUUUUAUUUCUUACGACUCAGAAAGUUUGGAGCUAGUUUAAGAAUUAGUUGGUUUUUUUUAAAUAAGGAAAUCAUCAUUAAAAUGUAGUGUCAUGUAAAGGAUUUGUAGGACAACACAAGAUAUGAAGAGUGGGAAAUGUCCAUGUGUGUGGAGAGAUGGAACUUUUGCAACUGGUUUCUACGGUUGCUCUUUCUGCGGAGACACGUGCAUCCAGACUGGGUCCAAUAGUACAAAGAAAAGAGGCAUGGAAAGUGUGUAAUGAUAUACUGGGCUGUACUGUGGCCCUCAGCAUGGGACCCUGUCGUCUUUGUGCAGAGGAGAAGCCAUUAUCAGUAAGUAGUUUGACGUUCAGUUUGUUAUACUAGGCAAUACAAAAAAAUGGCUUCUUUGGGUGUAUCAACCCCAGAAUAUAAUUAAUUUAACUUCACACACUUCUGCUAUCACACUCUUUGUGCAGGUUGUUCUACAAACUGCACAACACUGUAAAAACAUUUCUAUCGAUGUGCUUGUCCUUAGCUGUGCCUUUACAAUAGAUGCCUUACACACAUACUGUAUCAGACUGUCUGGACGUGUUGAACUGGAGGUUGCUUCUUUUGUUGUUGUAUAUUAUGUUUUGGUGAUGUCCUGUAUUUUUUAACAGCUUUCGAAAAGUAUGCAUUGUUUUAUAUUUGUAACUAACACAACAGAAGACCAUUUUUUCCCCCUGAACAUUACAACCUUUGAUAAGCCUGAGACAAUCAAGUCAGACUUGAGUCGAGAUGUAUUAAGAAAGUAUUGUUUAACCUGCUUUGAGUACCACAUGAGUCUUGGUUUAUACCUCUGUUUCAACGUUUAGGAAAGCAUUUUAAAUCAUUUACUGAACGUGCCUCUGUCAGAUUCAUCGUGAAUCCCACUCGUAUGGUACUUAACAGGUUGACACACAAACUGAGUACAUUUCAUUACUAUGAACAGGCUGGGAAACACUGAUAUGUGGCUUUUUGACAAGAACACACAUUCCAGUUGUAUACAUAAAAUAUGAGUGAUUGAAAAGUCUGAAAUGAUUGUGUUGUUGUUAAUUAUAAAACCAACAACUUCUGGCGUCAAAUAUCAUCAAUACAUUAUGUAAAUUAUUAUUAAAGGUGGACUUAAAUUGG